AUGGCAACUUCCAAUCUCCCCAACGAUCACGUACACGACGUUCCCAGAUCAUUGACCUCGGACUAUGCCUUCCCUUUCGCUGCCGCUCCAGACAUAAUACGUUCCAAUCAGAAAGAUAUUUACUUCCAAGGCGUCCUCUUUGAGCAGCUCUCUACUAUCCUUCGCCGUCUAUACGGGUCGCGGUUCUCUCACAGAUACGGCUCCGAAGCCCGCACAUUCACUGAGCUGCUUUAUCUUGGGCUCACUACCGUGCUUGGCAAUCGCAGCCUGGGCGAGGAGUACUGUGAUAUCUAUCAGAUCGAAAAUCAGUCCAGGCAGCUUCCCGCCAUAGGUCGCCGCACAGGCUACGUACUCUCGGCCGUUCUCCUACCCUAUACCCUCAGCAAGCUUCUCCCCAGUCUUCGCUCUCGCAUUCGCCUCAAGAUCGAAAGCAAUCUCAGUCGGGCACCAAAGUCUCCUAGAGCCUCUCUAUACCAUCGUCUCCAGUUCUAUCUCCUAGAGAACCUGUCCACCAUAACCUCAGUCUCGACUUCCCCCAUAUGCGCUAUUUUUCUCGCGGUCUUCUACUUCACAGGCUCCUACUAUCACCUCAGCAAGCGGCUCUUCGGGCUACGCUACAUCUUCUCGAAGCGCCUGGCCCCCUCCGAACAGCGCGUAGGCUAUGAAGUUCUCGGUGUGCUAUUAGUGCUUCAAAUAGUUGUGCAGGCUUAUCUGCACGUCCAGAAUACUAUCACAACCGCUCUACCAACAGAGGGAUCCAGUGCUUUCCUCGAUGAUGGGGUGGAGAUAGGUCUCCAAAGCCACCAAGGAACCCAAGAAGCUGGCGACCUACUGGAGCCCUCAAAAUCCAUGGAGAAAGCAGAUACCAGCCGCAAUCGUAUCUCAGUUACAACCCAUACGCCCCUCCCCACGUCCUCCCUCCCGCGCUACGAUCUCUCAGAUCCGUCAUGCCUCGCCUGGUUACAACCGAAGCAGCAAAGAAAAUGCACACUGUGCCUCGAGCCGAUGAAAGAUCCAUCAUCUACAACUUGCGGACAUACGUUUUGCUUCACGUGUAUUUUAGACUGGCUGGGUGAGAAGCAAGAAUGUCCAUUAUGCAGGCAAAGGGCUUUGAGCCAACACGCUGAGCAGGCUUGCGUGGUAAAUUGGAGAGUUGCGUCGAAAGAUGGUAUACCAAUAUUGGUUAAUGUGCUGCUUGAGUGUUUCCGUUGCGAUUAUCUCCAAUCUCAAAAAAUCUCAGACUUUGAGCAGAUCCUUCAUACCGUACAGUCUCAUCAGAUCAAAUCUUGUUUCCCCAAGAAGUCGCAGCCGAGAAGCAGGUUUGGAUCCAGCGCGAGAAGCUCUGGCAGGUCGAAAGCUACAGAUCAUACGUUUUCUGGAUUUCAGGCACGACCCAAGGGGCAGGGAUCUUUUCCACCCGGUCCUAUGGCGAACAUGACGGAGAACGCGCGCAAGAAGCAUCUUUCGUGA
Molecule: messenger RNA, 1470 nt
Organism: Letharia lupina
Lineage: Eukaryota; Fungi; Ascomycota; Lecanoromycetes; Lecanorales; Parmeliaceae
Exons: 2
Coding region: 1-1470 (489 amino acids)
Biological process (GO): protein import into peroxisome matrix
Cellular component (GO): peroxisomal membrane
Molecular function (GO): zinc ion binding
Source: RefSeq, a predicted model, not a curated record